Messenger RNA from Columba livia (rock pigeon), 10756 nucleotides. It is a transcript of the gene NR6A1, whose product is annotated as nuclear receptor subfamily 6 group A member 1. The record is from RefSeq and is a predicted model, not a curated record. The transcript has 9 exons. NCBI's taxonomy places the organism in Eukaryota, Metazoa, Chordata, Aves, Columbiformes, Columbidae. Bases 3861 to 5180 code for a protein of 439 amino acids. Gene Ontology annotation, molecular function: sequence-specific DNA binding; zinc ion binding; nuclear receptor activity. Gene Ontology annotation, cellular component: chromatin. Gene Ontology annotation, biological process: regulation of DNA-templated transcription.
UUGGUGGGCGCGCUGGUGUUGGUGGGCGCGCUGGUGUUGGUGGGUGUGCUGGUGUUGGUGGGCGCGCUGGUGUUGGUGGGCGUGCUGGUUCUGGAGGUGGGACGUGCGCCUGGCAUGUCCUCGGAGGAUGCUCGGCCUGACCGUUGCCGGGUGGGAUGUGCACGCAGCAGCAGGAGGACCGAGGUGUGAGUGUGGCUGCAGCCCGGGCUUGCUGGCCCCGGCUGGGGAGCAGUGGGUGCUCAGGCACUGCAGGGAACGCGGACCCAGCCCAGGGACCUCUCCCUGUUUUCCGGAAUGACCUGACGCUGCGUUACUGGGAGUGCCAGAAGUCGCUCCCGGAACAGGAUGGAGCCAUCCCGUAGGAAGGGAAGCGCUUUCUGCAAAGGGUUUAGAAUGGAGCUCGAUUGCCUGCUCAUAGAAAUGUAAAGCUUCUCCCUUUGCAAUUCUCCUUUCUUGUACUUGCCCACUAGGGCAGUAAAACCAUAUACUCCUCAUGCCUACAAUCCCAUUUGUUUUCCCUUUUUCCUCUCCAAGGAGCCCUUCACCUCCCCCUGCUUGUCCCCGCUCACACAGAGCGGGCGCCCCUGUUUGUCACCCAGCAAGCCGCGGUCAGACACGGUCGCAAGCCGCUCAGUCGACGGGGAUGGCAAACUCAGUGCCAGGCAGAUAAAAAUGUAAAUAAACAGAUAAAACUGGAUGUUUGAAUAAAGGUUUCUUUUUGCACAACAACCUCUCUAACUAGUAAGAAGGAGGAAAAUGCUUCAUUUUAUGUGCACCAAGAGAAUACCUUCAGCAGAAUUACCAGCACCAUGUUCCUGGGGCAUUUAGCACUAGGGGCAGAGGAAUUACCCGCAUCUGUGACGAAACUGCUGUCACAACACUUCUCGGAAGUCAGGCAGAUGUUUAUUACCAGUUUUUGCAGUUCCUUCCGUAGCUUCUGUAAACAAUUUUAUUUCAAUUUUUUAAUUGUCUCUGAACUAUCUGUACACGUAGGGUGAGGGGAGGAGUCUGGGAUUUCCUUGUGCACGAUCUGUUGCUUGAAAUCAUAUGCACUUCAGUGUUUGAGCUGGGUCUGUGGCAAGGUCGGUUACGUGGAGGCAGCUCUUGGUUUAGUCGCCUUUAGCACUGAGAUGUGCUUGGUUUUGUCGUCCGCAGCUCGGACUUUGUUCGUGCCACAAAGGGGCCGAUGUCUCAAACUGCGUUGACACAACAGAGCCCCGAUUGUCAUGAAAAUGGGCAAAGCCUCGCUGGAGCCUGGAGAACUAUGAACCGGGGGGUGGGAGGGAGAGAGCUGGAGGAAGGGGCUGCCUGUCCGCGGUGUCCUGGGAGAUCCCGGCCUCCUGCUUCCCGUGCCCGUCCCUUAUGGCCAUAAUGUCAAGACAAUAAAUCCACUGCAGGCAGCAGUGUCACUUGUCAAGUUUUUGGCAAUGGUUUUGGCUUUUACUGAUAUAAACUGGUGUUAUUCUAGAAUUUUAGAUGUCAGUUACAAUAGCAUCAGCUGUUUCUGUUUGGGGUGGGAAUUGGCUGAUUCAGGCUCAAAUAAGAACCAGCCACUUCGUUUUUCCUUUCACUGGGCCGGCUGUGAGGCUGUUUGGUUCAGACAAGGGAAUUAAUCCUCCUUGUCUCUGCCUGCCCUCUGCCCAUUCCUCGUUUGGCCUCUCAAUUUACAGGACAGUUCCAGGUCUCUGCAAUUAAUUUCUUCCCUUAAGGAUUUAUUAUGGACAAACUGUGACCUGUAUUCAAUGUGAGUUUUGCUAAUUUUGGAAGAUUUAAGUUGUUUGGUCAAUUAUCCCUUUUCCCCGGCCAGGUUUUGUCUAUACUCGCCAUUGUUUGUGAAUUAGCAGGGUUUGGUUUAUCUCUGGUUUGAGUCCCAGCAGCAGUUAUGUGCACAACUUCAUGCUGGCCUGUUAUCCCGAGAUUAAGUUGCUUUAUUUCAGCUGGCUGUGUCCACAUCGCGCCGCGGUGUUACCAAACGAGCGCUCUGCAUUCUGGUCACGGCUCUCCGAGGGGUGCCGGAGCGAGCCGAGCGCUCGCGGGGGAUGAAGAAUGCGGAGCUUUGGGAGCAGGCACAAUCGCAAGCAGCUGUGUCAAUAGUGCGGGGGGCACCUUGGCCAUGCGCUGGGAGGGCAGGACCAGCUCCUCGCGCAGCCCCGCUUGGGUAACCCCCGAAGGCAAAGAAGAGAGGUCAAUCCGAAGAGCGUGUCAAGGACCGGCACAGCGACUUUACACAUUUACAGCGGAAGCAAACCGGAGACCUGGCCCAGUGCACCACUGGUUGGCGACAGCUCGCUCCUGCAGAAAUGCUGGGUUAAAAAUGGGCUUAUGAAUAGGCGGAAUGCCAGAAGGGUUGGGGUUGGCAGGGACCUCUGAGCCCGUCUGGCCUGCCCCCCAGCCCAAGGGCUCUGCUGGGGCAGGGUGCCCAGCCUGCAGGAGGACGCUGCUCAGCUCUGCUCUGGCGUGCACGGGGCUGUUAUUUGCAUUGCUGGAUGUCACCAGAAAGCAAUAAAAUUUCAGGCUUGGGAUCGAGUGAAAUAUGACCUCUUUUGUUGCCUCUGCGCCUUGUUUAUUUUAAGUCAACCAUUUCUCAGAGCAUGGUUGAGCCCUGGAGUCCUCAGGAUGAGGAACAGAGGCAGAUCUGGCUUUUGAACUGGGUCAGUGUAGACAUCUGGAGCACAGGCUGAACUGGGCAUUAGCAGGAAUGUUUUUGGCCAUUCCCUUCAGUGCCCUGGUGUGGUGAGCCUGGGGCUGGGCUUGAACAAACCCAGCUGAGCCCUGGGACAGGUUAUCGGGCACCCCAUGUUUGCAGCACACAGGAGCCGCACAGCAUCCAGUGCCGAGUUCAUCCUGGAGGAGGAUGAAGGAGCAGAAGAACUUCACGAAAGCAGUAACUGCUGCAGAGGAACACGUGGCUGUGUCUGGCAGAGCUCACCGUUACCAGGGCUGCCGCUGUGGGCCCCGUUUUGAGGCGGGUAGAUCAGUUACGGAUUUUUUUGUUAUGAAGGUUUGUGGUGCCACCUAGUUUGGAGGCAGAGAUGAUCUGCCUCAGGAGCACAGGCAGCAUGGACUUUUUCUUAUGAGAGAGAGGAAUUGGGAAAAGAUGAAAUACCAAAUACAUCAGGUAGUGUUUUUCAUCAUAAUGCUGAUUUCCUUGCUGGAGCUAUGUCCAGUGUCAUUUUAACUCCAUUCUAGCACUCGUGCUGCUGGAACUGUUUCCAUCAGGAAGGCGAACGCCAGCUCACUGACCAGCCAGGAUCAUACUGUUGAGUUCUGAUCGUUUGACUGACCUUUGCGCUGUCCAUCACCAGCCGCCUGCGCACCGGCCCCACCCGGCCAUCGUCUCUCGGCACACACUCGGUCCUUGGGCCACUGCUCGGUUCGGGUCCCUGGUCCGUGUCCCCGCGCUGGUGCGGGCAGCUAGGCCUGGUGUGUGCUGCUGCCUGUGCUUGCUUGGCCGCAAAGCGGGACUCGGUCAUUAAAAUGAACCAUUAGGUUUUGGCCGAUAGUUGUUACCUGCUUAAGGAAAUCCUUUUCAUACUUCAAAGCCCGUUUUUCUCUUGCCGUGCGUUCGUCCCGUCCCUCAGCAGCCGGUUGUCUCGGCCGUGCGAGGAGCUCGGGGGAAACCUCGCGCAGGUUGCGGCCGCGCUGCGGGGCCGAGGGCCGCUGUCCGGGAGGCGGCGGGGGGACCCGUGCGGGGCGGCCCCUUGGCGGCGGGGCCGGGGCGGGCUGGCCCGGUGACAUCACGGCUCGUUAGCAUAGGGCCGGCCCCGGGCCGCGGCGAUGGCCGAGCCGGGCUGCCCGCGCCGCUGGCCCCGCUCCCCGCCGGGCCCGGCCAUGAGGCGGCCCUGAGCGCGGCCGGGGGGAUGAAGCGGGACUCGACCUGCAUGGAAGAUGAGCGGGUGGAUCAGCGAACCUGCCUGAUCUGCGGGGACAGAGCGACGGGGCUGCACUAUGGGAUCAUCUCCUGCGAGGGCUGCAAGGGCUUCUUCAAACGCAGCAUCUGCAACAAACGGGUUUACAGAUGCAGUCGGGACAAGAACUGCGUCAUGUCACGCAAACAGCGCAACAGAUGCCAGUACUGCCGCCUGCUCAAAUGCCUCCAGAUGGGGAUGAACCGGAAAGCAAUCAGAGAGGAUGGCAUGCCGGGAGGCAGAAACAAAAGCAUUGGACCUGUCCAGAUAUCAGAGGAAGAGAUUGAGAGAAUUAUGUCUGGGCAAGAAUUUGAGGGAGAGGCAAACAUGUCAUGGAGCAACAACGGUGACAGUGACCAUAGUUCCCCUGGAAAUGGAGUUUCUGAGAGCAACCAGCCUUCGCCCGUUUCCACUCCGUCUUCAAGUAGGUCUGUGGAGCUGAACGGAUUCGCCGCACUCAGGGAUCAGUAUAUCGGGACGCCGGUGUCCACGCACUAUCAGUACCUCCCGCACCUUUUUAGCUAUUCUGCGCACUCGGCUCUGAUGCCCCCCCAGACGCGCAGCCUGGACCCCCAGUCGCACAGUCUUAUCAAUCAGCUGGUGUCGGCAGAGGACGUGGAGCCGCUCGGCACGCCGAUGCUCAUCGAGGACGGGUACAAAGUGACUCAGGCAGAGCUGUUUGCGUUGUUGUGUCGUCUGGCGGAUGAAUUGCUUUUCAGGCAGAUUGCUUGGAUCAAGAAGCUGCCGUUCUUCUGUGAACUCUCCAUCAAGGACUAUACCUGCCUGCUCAGCUCCACCUGGCAGGAGCUGAUCCUGCUCUCCUCGCUGACUGUGUACAGCAAGCAGAUCUUUGGUGACCUCGCGGACGUCACCUCCAAGUACUCUCCCUCUGACGACGAGCUGCACAGGUUCAGUGAAGAGGGGAUGGAGGUGAUGGAGCGGUUGAUCUACCUCUUUCGCAAGUUUAACCAGUUGAAGGUCAGCAACGAGGAGUACGCAUGUAUGAAAGCCAUCAACUUCCUAAAUCAAGACAUCAGGGGUCUGACCAACGCGUCCCAGCUGGAGCAGCUGAACAAGCGGUACUGGUAUGUUUGCCAGGACUUCACGGAGUACAAAUACCCACACCAGCCAAACCGAUUUCCAGAUUUAAUGAUGUGUUUGCCAGAGAUACGAUAUAUUGCAGGAAAGAUGGUGAACGUCCCCCUGGAGCAGCUGCCUCUCCUUUUUAAGGCCGUUCUACAUUCCUGCAAGACGAGCGUGAGCAAAGAGUGAGCGAGCGGGGCCCGGCCGGCGCGGAGCGGGCGAACGGCAGCGCCAGGGCGGGCGGCCCUGCCACUGUAGCAAGAAUCUUUUUUGUUUGUUUUUGUUUUUUUACUCUUUUUCCUAUAUAUUUAUUUCACGACAGAGUUGAAUGUAUGAUCUUCAACACAAUGCACAUGGUUCUGUAUGAAUGCAGCAGAUGCAUUCUCCAGCGGUUUACAAAUGUGAAGAUGUUUAGUGUUACAGUGUUUGUUAGGGUUAGUUCUUUUGUAUUUGGGGGCUGGGGACUGAGAUGACUAAGACUACCUCAAGGAGAAGAUGCUGUUCGUGCACUGCUCUUUCCAUGAUUUGUAUCCAAAAGCAUUUGUCGUAGAGAGCAGACGGCCUCACUGCAUUGACAGAGCUGUUAGGAUCCCAAAGGGACGAUUUUGGAGAAGUGAGUGUUAGAGAAGUGCCAAGGUUUUUUUCUUUAAAUAUAAUAAUAACUUUGAAAGGGCAGGGAGUGGAGAGGGAAAAGGCUGUGCAGCCGGUUGUUUAUUCGCGGGGGCAGGCGGCAGCUCCAGCGGUUUCCCUGCCCCAGCGGCAUUGCGGUGCGAGGGGGUCACUGUCCUUGUGCCAGAGGGACUGGGGGGGCUCUGCCUCAGCCCCCCGACCAGCCGGCCUCUCGCUGUCACCACACGCCUUUCCAUUCCACUGAAAUUGCCUUGCUGAGGUUCACAGCAGGCUCCUGAUAUACACAGAGGUACUCUUGGUGCUAGAGAACAGCAAGUAAUUUCUCAUCAGUUUCUUAACGUCAGUUUUAAGUUCACAAAAGCAGGAAAACCCUCCUUGGUGAAGAGGCAGGAGUGACCCUUAGUGCGUUCCUCCGGGGUGGUGUCUGAGCACCGAGGAGCUGCUGCGCUGCAGCAAUCGCGAGCAGCCCCUUCUGGGGACACUUGACGCAUCUGUGGUUGGAUGUGACCAGUGUAGCGGGGACUCCAGUGUCCCCCAGCAUGGCUUUCUCUGCUGGACUCAGGGAAUGUGCAUGGUCCUUGGUCAUAUUCUGCCAGGACUGUUCUGCUGCUUGUGGAAUCCCUGCUUACCAGGAAAAGGUGGUGUGACUGCAGUACUUGCUCAGUCCUUCUGUCCUGGGUGUUGGAAGUGUUGGAUUUUCCAUCUCGCAGCCUCCACACCGCAGUGCGGCACACAGGACUGGUUUAAUGACAGCUGGUUAGUUGUUUGAGCAGCUCUUCAGUGCUGGUGUUUAUCUAGGCUUGGGUGUUCUCAUGAGUAACUCACGGCUUCCUGCUCGUGGGGAGGUUGGUGAGAUGCUCUCCUUCUCGUCUCCUUCAUGAAGAGUUACCGUUCACAGGUUCGGUCGCUCUCCUGGGCAGCUGCAUCGCCCUGGCUGAGUUUCCUUCCCCGUGUCCUUAGAUAUGAAUCUGAUGUUUAUGUAGCAAGAAGGUUCAUCAACAAAUGUUUGAAUGCUGUUUUAAUAAUAACUGGGGAAACCACUUCUGUUCCUUCAGGGUAGGAGGGAGCAGUUUCUCCCCGUCCUGCUGGCGGCCGUGUGGCACAGCGAGCACUGCUCAGAGGAGAAACCCCCUCCCCAAGGCGUCUUUCCUUCCCCCGCCGCGGGGGACGCGUGUCCCGGGGCUGCCGCAGCCCCGCGGCACCAUCGCCGCCUCCACCGUCCCGCUCGGGCCCCUUCCAGCUCGACGGUUUCUCCUUGCUGAACAUCCACCCGCUGCUCGGCGUGGGUUAUUUACCAGGGUGUUACGGGUAUCCGCUGCUGGGCCCAGCAGCUCAGCUUGAUGGAGCUUCUCAAUCCAAAGGUGGUUCCGUAAAUCUCAUUUACUUUCUGACUGUAAAAUGAGACAAGCGCGUAUUUCUCAGGAAAGCCUUCUGCAUACAGCCUAUACCUCAAGUGUAAAUGGGAAGAUUUUAGUGUAUCUGUUUGUAAGUUAGAAAGUCUUUCUCAGCUUUGAAGUUUAAUUUCCAAAUAGCUUGAUAUGAUCUUUUUAUUACGGGUUAUCUUCUGGCUUGCUGUUUUAUACACUCAAGGAAUUGUUCAAAUUGAAUAGGAGUAAUUUUAUUCUACAGUUACUGAAUUAUUAUGAUCUGUUGAUGAAUAAGAGUUUGUUUUAAUUAGUGUACAUAAAAGCAGUCAUCUUAUUGCCAAAUACCCAACAAAAAUAAUCUAUUAGAUACUCAGUGUUUAUCCAAAAUAGACUCCCAAGACUAGUGCUGUACCAACAACAACAAACAACCUAAGUUCAUUUAUGAUGAUGAAUGGACAAGAACAUUCUACUUUCUCUUGUAUAAAGCAAAUUUUACAAAGGUUGAUUGACAGCAGCGUCCGUUAACAACCCAUUUGUGUAGGGAGUAGAAGAGCCUUCCUGAGCUGACUGUGAGGAACCAGAAUCCAGCUCACAGGACAGUCGUUCGUAAUAUCUUCUGCACCAAGUCCUCUAACGACUUGUAUUUUUUAAACAGGGUAAAGUGAAUGUGUUGCAUUGCAAACUCAGGUAUUAUGAGAAGGUAGGAAUGUAGCUAGAGACGUAGAGACGUUAGGUCAGUCACUAGAUGUAUUUGUGAAUUUGGUUUGAAGGACACCCUGGAAAGGUUGGAAUUUUUGCUCCAUUCUUCACGUUACAUUCGGUUUACAGGGACUCAUAUUUUAUUUGUGCUUAAUGCUAGUAGGGGGAAGUUCAUUAUCUUUGGUAUCUAUCUGCUCUUGCUUAUCUGACCUUCUGUCAUAGAGGAAUCAAUCAACAAUAAUAGUCUUUGGUAGAAUUUUCUGCCAUGACAAGUCAAUUUUUAUCCCCGAUUUGAAAGAUAAAUUGGCUGGCUGACCCCCUCCUCUCCUUCAUAGCAUUUGUGCAGAUGUGAAGCUGAAGAGUUGCUUUUAAUCCAAACAGAGAUUUGGGACAUAAAUUUGAAGAGCUCGUGCUCGGCGGGACGCGGCCGAGGUGUCACCAGCGCAGCCGCCAGCAGGAGCUGCCGCCGGCGGGCGAGCCCGGCGGGGACCCCAGCACCCCGACACGAGCUUUGUGGAAGCGACCGGGUUUUCUUACGCUGCCUUUGGGUCAGGCUUUGUCCCGCGAGCUGAGCCUUGCGACUGGUCUGUGUCCUUGUCCUCGGAGUGCUGGGAGGUGCCGGUUACCUGGACAUGGGGCCUCUGGGCACGGCAAGGUUGAUGCAGCAGGAGCCAACUCUCCGGCUGUUCUGCAUGUGCAUGAGCUGCUUUCUAGUUGUUAAUAAUGCUGGUGGCGCUGGGCUUUCCCAUCUCACGCCUGCUGCCAGCGGUGCUGAGGAGGGGGCUGCAGCUCUGGAGUUUUCUAUAAUUCCUAAAUCCUGAGCUUUUGCUGUUUCCUGUCAUGCAAAGACCAAGGGGAACAACACGGUGUUUCAGGGUGGUCGGUGCAAACCGGUCAGUCAAUUGCCAGCACUGGCGAGAUGCUGCCCCGGUAAUGCCCGGUCUCCCAGCGCUGUGGUGCUGCCGUGAGCGGGGCCGGCGAGUGAACCGGGCUCCGGGCGUUCGGUUCGGCAGGGCGGCUCUCGCUGCUGAGUCCGUGUCCCUGUCCCCAUGCUGCCCACGCCACGGCCGGAGCUCCCGCUGGCUGCCGCGUUCUGCCCGUCCCCGCUCUGCUCUUCAGGCUCUGCACAGAACCGCAGCCACCGCGGCUGCGGGGUUUAAAUCUUGUCCUUCAAACCAACCUUUUUGAAGAGAAAAAACAAACAAACAAAACUUGAAUUUCUUUUAUCUUUACUACAUUUUUAAAAACAAGCAAACAAAAAGAUUCUCCUGUGAAUGUGCUAUUUACCAUUGGUUCUUUCUUGGUUUUGAUUUGAAGCUAUGAAGCUUGGUGUCUGUGAAAAUGUUGUUAUUUCUGUAUUUCUCAGGAUAAUAAGCGGCAAUCAUCCCUGCCACAUAAAGGGCAGGAGAAAGGGGGAAACUUGGGGAACUAGUUUAAGUAUGAAACUAAUUUUUAAGUGUAGAUGAUGUGUAAAUGGAGGGUAAAACAUAGGCUGUGUCAGUAUCAAGCUGUGGUGUUUCUCUGGGUUCACAGUGUGUUGUUUGCAAUACACAGAAGCUCAGGGAUAAGUAUUUAAAAAGUGACCCAGAGAAACCCUUGUUUUGAUCUUGCAACAGUUGCUUCUUUCGUGGCUUGCUUGGAGGGCCCAUUGAAAGCUGAAUAAAGCCCCCACAUGGAGAUUUUGGGGGAAAAGAUUUUGAUUUGGCUUGUGGGCAGUUUGCCUGCUGAAGGCUGAGUUCUGUUCUGAUGGUCAAGCGUCUUCACUCCCAGUCAGGGCAGCUCUCUCACCGCGGGUCGACGAGGCUGCAGGCUCGGUCAGGCUGCAGGGGAGGGCACUGACGGGUGGAGCUGGUUCAGCUCCCGGUGCCUGGAGCACCCCGGCGGUCCCGUCUGGCCCGCGCGGCGCGGGCAGCGCCAGCACCGGGCACGGUCAGCGGCUGGCAGGGCUCAGACCGCCUCCCCGCAGCCUCACCCGCCAGCGUCUGCAAACACGAGUUUCAACCAGCCCUGAAAAAACUGGUGAGGCCAAUCCAGGCCAUAUCUACCCCUUGGGAAAAGAAAAGAGCCUCUGUGCAGCUGAGCUCUAACAAGUCUGUGAAAGAAGCAAUAUGGGUUGGUGGAAGAAAUGCCCCCAAGGGCAGAAAGAAACAGAAAUUGAAACCAGAUGACGAUCAACCUUAACAAAGCCUUUUGUGAUUCGUUGUUUUCUUUCAAUUUAUAAAAUGUCUUGUAAUAGUUGAUAACAUUAUUGACUCAAUUUCCAUAACAAAACUACCUCAUGUGACAUCCUGUUUAUCAUCUCAAAGGGAUUGUGUGAAAAACAAAAUGCUGCCAGUGUUUGCUGCGCAGGGUGUGAUGGCGGGAGUUCAGUUUCCCGUCCCCUGGGCUGCGUGUUGGUUCCUGUUUCCUCGCAGCAUUUCAACCUGCGGGUGAUGGUUUUGACUCCACAGCCCAGCUGGAUCCCUGGGCGGGCAUUGGGCUGUGCCUGCCGUGCUUGCGCCCAGCACCGCGGUGCCGUGGCGGUGUCACCACGGCCGUCCCAAGCCGCUGUCCGCAGCCUGGGCCCCGCGCUGGUUUGGUGGCUGUUUCCAAAGUGGGUUGGUCCUGGCCGUCGGGUCCUUCAGCUGGUGUUCCAGGUGAUGGUUUCUCCUGGUAAAACCCUUCAUUUUUCCCACAAUCCCUUGUGUAAAUCAGGGAAGCAGGGUGUUGUGUCGGCAUGACACACGGUGAACAUUGGCACGCUCGGAGCCGGGGCUGGGGAGCAUCUGGCUGCUGCCGCCCUCACCCGCAGCACUGGGGGACACGGGCGCUGUCCCGCGCCUCUCGGGAGCUGCCUUCCCUCACUACGCUAUGACCAAAUGAAUGUUUCUGCCGGGUCCUGGGCAUGCUGUGGCACAGCCGGUCCCCCUGGCGCGGUGGGACUGGCACGGGUCCGUGCCAGCCCGACCUGCCCCUGCUCCGCUGCUCUGCUCUGUGACUUGACUACCUGUGGAAAUGUGACCAAUAAGUGUUGAACGCAUGUUUAGCGAGUGUUAGCUGUAUGAACUAAUAAAUGUGAAUUGUUCUGCA